Molecule: messenger RNA, 3361 nt
Organism: Myotis davidii
Lineage: Eukaryota; Metazoa; Chordata; Mammalia; Chiroptera; Vespertilionidae
Gene: SEMA4B
Product: semaphorin 4B
Exons: 14
Biological process (GO): negative regulation of axon extension involved in axon guidance; neural crest cell migration; negative chemotaxis
Molecular function (GO): semaphorin receptor binding; chemorepellent activity
Source: RefSeq, a predicted model, not a curated record
AAUCCUAACCCUGGGAGGACUGAGUCACUCAGGUUCCUCUGUGAGGACCCCCGAGAUGACACAUUUGGGGGCCCCCCUGAGGGGUCGACAUGCAGUCCGUACUCUGUCCUCCACGCUGUGGCUCCUGGAGGAUAUAGACCCUCCCCUGUGUCCCUGCGGCUGGACUCUGAAGAGCGACCAUCCUUCAGAUUCCAAGCUGAAAACGUCUCCAACUACACCGCCCUUCUGCUGAGCAGGGACGGGGAGACCCUGUACGUGGGGGCCCGGGAGGCCCUCUUCGCACUCAAUAGCAGCGCCAGCUUCCUGCCGGGCGGGGAGUACCAGGAGCUGCUGUGGAGUGCAGAUGCCGAGAGGAAAUACCAGUGCAGCUUCAAGGGCAAGGACCCACAGCGCGACUGUCAGAACUACAUCAAGAUCCUCCUGCCACUCAACAGCAGCCACCUGUUCACCUGCAGCCCCGGCGCCCCCCCGUCUGCUCCCCCAUAGAGUGUGGAGAACUUCACGCUGGCACAGGACAAGGCGGGGAAUGUCCUCCUGGAAGAUGGCAAGGGUCGUUGCCCCUUUGACCCCAAUUUCAAGUCCACGGCCCUAAUGGUUGAUGGCGAGCUCUAUACUGGCACAGUCGGCAACUUCCAGGGGAAUGACCCGGCCAUCUCCCGGAGCCAGAGCCGCCGCCCCAUCAAGACCGAGGGCUCCCUCAACUGGCUCCAAGACCCAGCGUUUGUGGCCUCGGCCUACAUUCCCGAGAGCCUGGGCAGCUUGCACGGGGACGAUGAUAAGAUCUACUUCUUCUUCAGCGAGACGGGCCAGGAGUUUGAGUUUUUCGAGAACACCAUCGUGUCUCGCAUCGCUCGCAUCUGCAAGGGUGACGAGGGCGGCGGGCGGAUCCUGCAGCAGCGCUGGACGUCCUUCCUAAAGGCCCAGCUGCUGUGCUUGCGGCCCGGCGACGGCUUCCCGUUCAACGUGCUGCAGGACGUCUUCACGCUGAGCCCCAGCCCCGAGGACUGGCGAGACACCCUCUUCUACGGGGUCUUCACGUCCCAGUGGCACAGAGGGACCACGGAGGGCUCUGCCGUCUGUGUCUUCAGCAUGAGGGACGUGCAGAGGGCCUUCGACGGCUUCUACAAGGCCGUGAACCGGGAGACGCUGCAGUGGUACACCGUGGCCUACGAGGUGCCCACGCCCCGGCCGGGCUCGUGCAUCACCAACAGCACCCGGGAGAAAAGGAUCAACUCGUCCCUGCAGCUCCCGGACCGCGUGCUGAACUUCCUCAAGGACCACUUCCUGAUGGACGGGCAGGUCCGCAGCCGCUCCGCCCAGGGCCUGAGCACUGUCCUUGCUGCAGAGGACGGCCGGCUGCACAAGGCGGUGGACGUGGGCUCCAGCUUGCACGUCAUUGAGGAACUCCAGAUCUUCUCGCCAGGGCAGCCCGUGCAGAACCUGCUCCUGGACCCCAACCGGGGACUGGUGUACGCAGCCUCAUACUCGGGUGUAGUCCAGGUGCCCGUGGCCAACUGCGACCUGUAUCAGAGCUGCGGCGACUGCCUCCUGGCCCGGGACCCCUACUGCGCUUGGGGCGGCAACAGGUGCCGUCGCCUCAGCCUCUACCGCCCGGAGGCGACCUCCAGGCUGUGGAUCCAGGACAUCGAGGGAACUAACGCCAGGGACCUCUGCAACGCUUCCUUCAUCAAGUCCCGGGGUGCUGCACCAGCAGGUGAGAAGCCGUGUGAGCCAGUCCCGUUCCAGCCCAACACGGUGAACACCUUGGCCUGCCCCCUGCUCUCCAACCUGGCGACGCGGCUCUGGCUGCACAACAGGCAGCCUGUCAAUGGCUCGGCCUCCUGCCGGGUGCUGCCCACGGGGGACCUGCUGCUGGUGGGCAGUCAGCAGGAGCUGGGGGUGUUCCAAUGCUGGUCGCUGGAGGGGGGCUUCCGGCAGCUGGUGGCUAACUACUGCGCGGUGGUGUUGGACACGGCGGCAGACCGGCGGGGCAAAGGGUCCGUCGUCAUCAACACGUCGAGGGUGAGCGCGCCCGCCCACGGCAAGGCCAGCUGGGGCGCGGGCCGGUCCUAUUGGACCGAGUUCCUGGUGAUGAGCGUGCUGUUCGUGCUGGUCAUCGUGCUCCUGAUCCUGUUCUUCCUCUACCGGCACCGCGACGGCAUGAAGGUCUUCCUGAAGCAGGGGGAGCGUGCCAGCGUGCACCCCAAGACCCGCCCAGUGGUGCUGCCGCCCGAGACCCGGCCGCUCAACGGCGUCGGUCCCCCGAGCAUCCCGCCGGACCACCGAGGCUACCAGGCCCUGUCGGACAACUCCCCGGGGCCGCAGGUCUUCACGGAGUCCGAGAAGAGGCCGCUCAGCAUCCACGACAGCUUCGUGGAGGUGUCCCCGGUGUGCCCCCGGCCCCGGGUCCGCCUGGGCUCUGAGAUCCGGGACUCGGUGGUGUGACAGUGACUUCCAGAGGAGGCCACCCUGCCUUCAGAGUGCCCUGGAUGUUCGGAGGCAUUGGCUGGACUCUGCUCUUGUAGAGUCUGGCUGGACACGGCGCUGUGCCCAGCCCUCCGGGGUAGCGGGGCCCUUCAACCGGCCCCGUUGGAGGAGUGAGGCCCCUCCAGCCCAGAUGCCAUGGCCCCGCGGAAGAUGGGCGGGCGCCCGCCUAGGUGGGCAGAGCAGUGCUCCUCAUGUAAGCUGAGCCUUUUGUGUAAAAAAAAAAAAAAAACCACUGAAAAUGUGAAAUAAGAACGAUGCCAUGGGCACGGCCGCUCCAGCUCGCAGCCCCCAGCCUCGGGGUCUGGCCCUGGUUGGGGUUUUGGAAACAUCCACCGUGGUGAGUGGAGACGGAGUUGGGAACCUCUGCCUUAUGCUACUGCCACAGGCGGCCCGUCACUGCUGGGACGGGGGCCGGCUCCGGCUCCGUGGGUCCUGCCUGGCCACCGGCCAAGUUGUUACGGCCACCAUCCCGUCACCUCAGGGACCGAGGGCCACGCUUAUGCGGCCCUCACGUGGCCUGGGCUCCAGCCACCUCCGGACCUCUCCGGCCUGUAUCAGGCCGUGGCCACGUGACAGCAGGCCGCGUGAGCUCAGGAGUUAGGACGAUGUUCACCUUUCCCUCGGAAUUCUAGGAAGAGACUGUUGUUGGCUGCCUUCCUCUGUCCAGACUGAAACCCGUGUCCCCCGUCCCGGAUCCACCCAGCGCGUCUCGGUGCCCAGUCCCCCUUCACUCCCACACUUCACCUGCCUCCGAUCUAAGGGAGUUGACGCUGCCCAGCACAAGGGCCUGAAUUUAUGUGGGUUUUAUAUUUUUUUUAAGUCAGAUGCACUUUACAUUUGUUCUGUUUUUUUUGUAUUUUAAAUAAAAUCUCAA